Messenger RNA from Aphanomyces astaci, 519 nucleotides. RefSeq lists its product as hypothetical. The transcript has a single exon. The coding region runs from base 24 to 476 and encodes 150 amino acids. The record is from RefSeq and is a predicted model, not a curated record. NCBI's taxonomy places the organism in Eukaryota, Oomycota, Saprolegniomycetes, Saprolegniales, Verrucalvaceae.
UCGCCACCGAAGGACGACGACUCAUGCCAAUCACGCAGACAGACGGCGUCAUGCUUCUGUCGAUGGCUAAGACCGUGCGUCAACGCCAAUUCGUCCUUGCCCUGCUGGCUACACAACACGUCGAACGGCCACUGAUCCCCGAAGUUCGUUUCAACCUGGACGCCAUGACGGAUGCUAACGCAGUGCUCGACUACCGCUUUGACGUCGUGGGCAUCCGCAAACUCGGCUACUACCUCGGCCUACCAGCGGUGGUGGUAACCGAAAACUGGAGCCGUGCUUUACGCGACGAAGCAAUGUGCAUUGUCCUCGGUCGGAUGGCAUUUCCAACAAGGUUGCACGGGAUGUCCAAAACAUUUGGACGAUCCCGCUCGUCUAUUUGUGAUGUCUUCCUCCACACCAUUAACUUGUUGUAUGAGAUAUGGGGAAACCUACUCUACUUCAAUUUGAGACUUGUAGCAAAAAAUAUUCAAAGGUAAUUCGACAUACUAGUAACGUGAUGUAGUAAUAUAUUGGGUUGCC